AUGCCCAAAAAACGGUGCGUUUUUACUCCACAAUUAAAAUUAGAAUUUCCUUUUUUACAAGAUGCUGACGAAGUAGGAAAAAUAUUUUGUACCAUAAGUAAGUCAGUGUUUCCUAUAGAACAUGGUGGACGUUCAGACAUAACACAACAUGUUACAAAAGUAAAAAAACAUUUACUGGCAUUAUCAGCUGCAUCAAAACACGAAAAGGUAACUUCUUUUUUUUUUAAAAAUGAUCCGAGUGGGUCCACUGACGAAAGUAGACGUACUGCAGCACAAGAAGGGAUAUUCGCAUUUCAUACCGUGAUACACAAUCACUUAUUUCGAUCAAUGAACUGCACAUCAUCUCUUUUAAAACAAAUGUAUAAUAAAAAAUUUACAUGUGCGAGAACUAAGGCUGAAUCGAUUGUUUUAAAUGUGUUAGCUCCUUUCACCAUGCAACAAAUUUGUAAGGAAAUAGAAAAUAUAAAUUUUGCUACAAUUAUGAUAGAUACUUCUAACCAUAAGAACCUAAAAAUCGUACCAAUUUUAAUACGUUAUUUCAAACCAAAUUCGGGAAUACAAAUCAAAGUUUUUGAAGUAACAAAUUUAAAAGGAGAAACAGCAAAUAUUUUAGCAACUUAUAUAAUUGAAAGUUUAAAAAGCAUAAGUUGUCAGAUAAAAUUGUUGCAUUUUCUGGAGAUAAUUGCAAUACUAACUUUGGAGGUGUUUUAA
This is a messenger RNA of Rhopalosiphum maidis (corn leaf aphid), 711 nucleotides long. RefSeq lists its product as uncharacterized. The record is from RefSeq and is a predicted model, not a curated record. Bases 1 to 711 code for a protein of 236 amino acids. Lineage: Eukaryota; Metazoa; Arthropoda; Insecta; Hemiptera; Aphididae. The transcript has a single exon.